This is a messenger RNA of Calliphora vicina (urban bluebottle blowfly), 501 nucleotides long. RefSeq names its product reactive oxygen species modulator 1. Lineage: Eukaryota; Metazoa; Arthropoda; Insecta; Diptera; Calliphoridae. Bases 87 to 326 code for a protein of 79 amino acids. The record is from RefSeq and is a predicted model, not a curated record. Gene Ontology annotation, cellular component: TIM23 mitochondrial import inner membrane translocase complex. The transcript is spliced from 2 exons. Gene Ontology annotation, biological process: protein import into mitochondrial matrix; protein insertion into mitochondrial inner membrane.
ACCAAAAAAAUUGCAUUUGUGCAAAAACAUCAACAAAAACUAUUUUUAUUUUAUUAAAUUAUUAAAAAAGGAUAAAUUAAAUAAAUAUGCCUAUGCCCAGCAGUGCAUUUGGUCAGCAAGGACCCACAUGUUUUGAGAAAAUGAAAACUGGCUUUACCAUUGGCUUUUGUGUGGGCAUGGCCAGUGGUGCUCUAUUUGGUGGAUUUUCUGCUUUAAGAUACGGUUUGAGAGGCCGGGAAUUGAUUAACAAUGUUGGCAAAGUUAUGUUGCAAGGUGGCGGCACUUUUGGCACCUUUAUGGCCAUUGGUACUGGCAUACGUUGUUAAAUUAGUUGUGGUCUGAUAGUAAGCAGAUAUUUACCACAUUUUGGCAAGAUUUUCUUUAGCGUUUAAUUCAAAAAUUUCCCUCUUAGUAGCAACUACUUGUUAAGUUUACUUAUUAAUUACAAAUUAUAACAUUAUUAUAAAACAAAACUAAAAUAAAUGACAAAAUCUGAAAUCA